This is a messenger RNA of Necator americanus (New World hookworm), 300 nucleotides long. RefSeq lists its product as uncharacterized. NCBI's taxonomy places the organism in Eukaryota, Metazoa, Nematoda, Chromadorea, Rhabditida, Ancylostomatidae. The record is from RefSeq and is a predicted model, not a curated record. The coding region runs from base 1 to 300 and encodes 99 amino acids. The transcript has 2 exons.
AUGGAGCUCGUGGUGGAACAGGCUGAAGCUGAAAGGCUUUGGGCCAAUGAACAACAACGUCAACGUCAACAACAACAUGAACAACAACAGCGAUCGCAACAACCACCCGCACUCCUCAAUAAGGCGUCAAUGAGAACAACCAGCGAAGACUGGCUCAUUGUCACGUCUCAUUUACUAGCAUACGAAGAGAUGCUGGAUGGUACAGAGGAGCUGUUUAAGAUGCAGAAACCUCUCGUCAACGAACUUCAAGGACAAACAAUACUCAGAGGACAGGACAAGAAGCACAUGACCAGGACCUAG